This is a messenger RNA of Lynx canadensis (Canada lynx), 3593 nucleotides long. RefSeq names its product synaptic vesicle glycoprotein 2C (gene SV2C). Lineage: Eukaryota; Metazoa; Chordata; Mammalia; Carnivora; Felidae. Gene Ontology annotation, cellular component: membrane. The record is from RefSeq and is a predicted model, not a curated record. Gene Ontology annotation, molecular function: transmembrane transporter activity. Gene Ontology annotation, biological process: chemical synaptic transmission; transmembrane transport.
GCCAAAGUGGAUGAUGCUGUCAGGCUGACCCACUGAUCAGAGUCUGAAAACUUCCCAUCUUCGCAUUUGCCAUCAGUUGAGAUAAGAUGGAAGACUGUUACAAGGAUAGGACUUCACUGAUGAAGGGCGCCAAGGACAUUGCCCGGGAGGUGAAGAAACAAACUGUAAAGAAGGUGAACCAGGCAGUGGACCGGGCCCAAGAUGAAUACACCCAGCGGUCCUAUAGUCGGUUCCAAGAUGAAGAAGAGGAUGAUGACUAUUACCCACCUGGAGAGACCUAUAAUGGGGAGGCCAAUGAUGAUGAAGGCUCCAGUGAAGCUACCGAGGGCCAUGAUGAAGAUGAUGAAAUCUAUGAAGGGGAGUAUCAGGGCAUCCCCAGUAUGAACCAAGGGAAGGACAGCAUUGUGUCAGUGGGGCAGCCUAAGGGCGAUGUGCACAAGGACCGCCAGGAGCUGGAGUCAGAGAGGAAAGCUGAUGAGGAAGAACGCCAGCAGUAUGAGCUGAUAAUCCAAGAGUGUGGUCACGGCCGUUUCCAGUGGGCCCUUUUCUUUGUGCUGGGCAUGGCCCUUAUGGCGGAUGGUGUGGAGGUGUUUGUUGUUGGCUUCGUGUUGCCCAGCGCUGAGACAGACCUGUGCAUUCCAAAUUCAGGAUCCGGAUGGCUAGGCAGCAUAGUGUACCUCGGGAUGAUGGCAGGGGCUUUCUUCUGGGGAGGACUGGCAGACAAAGUGGGGAGGAAGCAGUCUCUUUUGAUCUGCAUGUCUAUCAACGGAUUUUUUGCCUUCCUUUCAUCCUUUGUCCAAGGUUAUGGAUUUUUUCUCUUCUGUCGCUUACUUUCUGGAUUCGGGAUUGGAGGAGCCAUUCCCACUGUGUUCUCCUACUUUGCUGAAGUGCUGGCCCGAGAGAAGCGGGGUGAGCAUCUGAGCUGGCUCUGCAUGUUCUGGAUGAUUGGUGGGAUCUACGCCUCUGCCAUGGCUUGGGCUAUCAUCCCGCAUUACGGAUGGAGCUUCAGCAUGGGAUCAGCCUACCAGUUUCAUAGUUGGCGUGUGUUCGUGAUAGUCUGUGCGCUCCCCUGUGUCUCCUCAGUGGUGGCCCUCACAUUCAUGCCUGAAAGCCCACGGUUCUUGUUAGAGGUUGGAAAACAUGAUGAAGCUUGGAUGAUUCUGAAGUUAAUUCAUGAUACAAACAUGAGAGCGCGGGGUCAGCCUGAGAAAGUAUUCUCGGUAAACAGAAUCAAAACCCCAAAACAAAUAGAUGAACUGAUUGAAAUUGAGAGUGACACAGGAACAUGGUACCGGAGGUGUUUUGUUCGGAUCCGGACAGAACUCUACGGAAUUUGGUUGACUUUUAUGAGAUGUUUCAACUACCCAGUCAGGGAUAAUACAAUAAAGCUUACAAUUGUUUGGUUCACCCUGUCCUUUGGAUACUAUGGAUUAUCUGUUUGGUUCCCUGAUGUCAUUAAACAUCUGCAGUCGAAUGUGUUGCCAAUCGAAAAGAUAGAGAGAGAAAAAUUUUCAAAUUUCACUGUUAACUUGACAAUAGCAAAUGAGUUGCAUAUUGGAGCGGAAUACGACAAUGGCAGAUUUCUAGGGAUCAAGUUCAAAUCCGUAACUUUCAAAGAUUCAGUUUUUAAGGACUGCACCUUUAAGGAUGUGACUUCAGUCAACACCUACUUCAAGAACUGCACAUUUAUUGACACUGUUUUUGAUAACACAGAUUUUGAGCCAUAUAAAUUCAUUGAUAGCGAAUUUCACAACUGCUUGUUUUUUCACAACAAGACGGGAUGCCAGAUUACCUUUGAUGAUGACUAUAGUGCCUACUGGAUUUACUUUGUCAACUUCCUGGGGACACUGGCAGUGUUGCCAGGGAACAUCGUGUCUGCUCUCCUGAUGGACAGAAUUGGGCGCUUAACGAUGCUGGGUGGUUCUAUGGUGCUUUCAGGGAUCAGCUGUUUCUUCCUUUGGUUGGGCAGCAGUGAAUCCAUGAUGGUAGGCGUGCUGUGUCUGUACAAUGGAUUGACCAUCUCGGCCUGGAACUCUCUUGAUGUGGUCACUGUGGAACUGUACCCCACAGACCGGAGGGCAACAGGCUUUGGCUUCUUGAACGCACUGUGCAAAGCAGCGGCCGUCCUUGGAAACUUAAUAUUCGGCUCCCUGGUCAGCUUCACCAAAUCAAUCCCCAUCCUGCUGGCCUCCACUGUGCUCGUGUGUGGAGGACUGGUGGGGUUGCGCCUGCCUGACACACGAACCCAGGUCCUGAUGUAAUGGGAAAAAAGCCAUCCAUCCUGCGUUUCUUUCUCCUGCCCUGUGUCAACACUCCUGACUCAAGGCUUCAGAUUUUUCAGAUACCAAAAUGUGGUGAAAUAUCAGAACACUAACCCUUGCCAUCACUAAAAUUUAUUUGCAUCCCAUCCUGCCCCUUGUAUGUGAUUUUGCAGUUUUGUUCAUGCGUUGCUAUCUUUCCUGACUGGGAUGCUACCAGUGGAAGCAUUUUUUAAGUGCCCUCGUCAGCCAGGCCUCCCUGAGAUUCUGAUCACUGAAGGGUGAGAAGCCUUCGCUGCCCUACGAAAUAGAUCCUCCUUCUAAUUUAACAUCCACAGGAAAUAGAAGUUGGCAUAUUGUUGCAUUUGUGCUGAGGAGAGGGAUUCUUUUUUUUUUUUUUUUUCAAUCAGAGUGAUAUUUCCUGUUUACUUAGCAAAGGACACCCAGCAAUUCUUGCUGUUCUAGCAGGGCCUUUCAAAGAAAACCAUGUGGCCCCAAACGGAGCUGGGUGGGGCUCUUUCAGGCAUGACAGUGAAGGUGACUCUGCUGACAAGAGAAAUAAAGGCCAUGCCGUUAGCAGCAAAGAUCUCAGUGAACUAACUACACAAGCAGGAUGUCUGCCUAGUUAAAGUCCUGAAAAAUAUGCGGAGAAGGAACCGCAGUACUGUCAGUGGUUAUGGUCCAGGACGUUAGACAGAGGUCAGAGACAGAUCUUCUGCCUCUGUUUACCCCCAUCUCCUCCUUGCCCCCGCCCCAGCUGCCCUGUAUUUUGCCAGAUAGCAUAUGCAAAGAGAGAACGCCACUUUCUACAAAACUGGAUCUGCCUGCCCGAUUCUGCCAUUUAUUCACACUGUCUCCACUGUAGAGAUUCACCCCUAGAGCCAUUUGGAAAUGCAAAAUGAUGUACCGCUUUUCUGAAGGACAGUGCCCACCCCCCACCCCCACUACCACCUCCCAGUUGACAGUGGGCUUUCUAGCUGGCAGCACGGACAGAAGUGGGUCUUCUUCCUCGAGCUUCCGCUGGCCAUUGUGUUCCCAGCCGCCGCUCUGUGCGGAGUCCCAGCCUGCUUAGUCCACGGGGCCCCCUCUUGCAGACAUGGGCAGCAUCUCCUGGUGGUCUGGGGCUGCUCCUUUCACCGCUGGAAUCUGCCUGGGCCUGGAAGACAGAGGUCCGCAGGACAUUCCCACGGGCUCUCAGCUAUGUGACCUUCUCACCCCUCGGGGCUGCCCCUCCUCCAAGCUUGUCCUUUUUACCCAUCUUCUUUGAAAUCCGAAGCCUCCUGGUAGACUCACAGCAGAGACCAGCAGCCAGGAAUAAAUCCCAUAUUAAAACAA